AAGCUGCUGUCAGUCGUAUUCUGCGAAUCGAGUGUAAACAUUGUCCUUGUCCGAAAUUGGACAAUUUUUAUUAUUUAAUUGAAAAUGUUACAUAAAACGUGAGUGAUCAUGAACUAUGAAGAAUCUGGAAAUGCAGAAGCGUGUAUUUGAUGAAAGUGAAAGUGAUUUAGCUUUAUUGGGUGUUUAUGAUUACAAUACGAUGAAAUCCAAAUCGCGAAUUAAAAAUACUAUUAUUUUUUGCUUCUUUUUGGUCAUAGCAGGGAUAGUUGGAUUUGGAUAUUUCUGCCCGGAUCAGGUCUGCGCCCUAAGCAGGCGUGAUCCGGCGCUCAUAGACGCGACGCCCCUUUCGCCCGACGAUGAGCUGGCUUUAUACGGUUUGGGCGGCGGAGCAUUGACGUCUCCCCGCCGUGGCCCACCUGCGGUAAGGACUUCUGCGGUUAUCGGCGGAGCGGGACUCAGCUAUGAAGAAGUGCUAAGAGAUGACUUCCAGUUCGACAUGCAAGCACACGAUGUCAUGGUCUUUCUGCACAUUCAGAAAACUGGCGGCACGUCGUUUGGGAGGCAUUUAGUUCGGGAUUUAGAUCUAGAGCGCCCUUGCUCCUGUCAGCGAAAUAAGAAGCGAUGCUACUGCUUCAGGCCGAAUAGGAAGGAAAUCUGGUUAUUCUCACGAUAUUCGACAGGAUGGCGGUGCGGCCUGCACGCCGACUGGACCGAACUCACAAACUGUGUGGACCAGGAACUAGACAGAACCGAAGGUGGUCCAGCCAGAAGAAGAUACUUCUAUGUGACCCUGCUUCGUGAGCCUGUUGCUCGUUAUUUGUCGGAAUACAGGCACGUGCAGCGCGGAGCGACGUGGAAGAAUUCCAGGCACUGGUGCAAUGGUCGAAAUGCGUCCAUUCGGGAGCUUCCGCCUUGUUACACUGGUCCCACAUGGCAUGGUGUGGAUUUGGAUAGCUUUAUGGCAUGCCCAAGUAAUUUGGCUGCAAAUCGACAAACUAGAAUGUUAGCAGAUUUGUCCAAGGUUGGUUGCUAUAAUACUUCAGCCAUGUCGAAGACUGAACGGGAUCAUUUGAUGUUGGAGAGCGCCAAACGCAAUUUAGCGUCCAUGGCUUAUUUUGGAUUGACUGAACACCAGAAGGUGGCACAAUACGUAUUUGAAGAAACGUUCAACAUGCGGUUCGCCAUUCCCUUCGACCAGCAUAAUGCCACGGUGUCCAGUGCGGCUUUGAAUUCUGUCACCAGCGAACAAGCACGCAGAAUUCACGAACUGAAUUCAUUAGAUAUCCAAUUAUACGCAUUCGCUAAGAAAUUGAUGUUCCAAAGAUUUGAAAAACUUAAGGCUAAAGAUGCAAAUUUUGAACAAAGGUUCGCCCAUCUCGGCGAACUGGCUAAUCUUCGCAGUGGAGUUACGGAAUUUGAUUGGGAUAAUAAUUUAGAAGAAUUGACGACGCCGUACAAGAUUUUGUAGUUUUUGGAACAAAAUAAUAUAUCUGAUAGAUAUAUCAUUGCUAUGUAGUCAUUUUGCCUCAGAUAAUGAUGCAUCAUUAAAUUUUGGCAAUUUGUUCAUAAUACUUGAUAUAUCCGAAGUCCUGUGAUCAACAAAAUUGUUCACUUGGUUGUAUAUAAAAUUUUAAUAAUA
Molecule: messenger RNA, 1639 nt
Organism: Ctenocephalides felis (cat flea)
Lineage: Eukaryota; Metazoa; Arthropoda; Insecta; Siphonaptera; Pulicidae
Gene: Hs6st
Product: heparan-sulfate 6-O-sulfotransferase 1
Exons: 6
Coding region: 116-1468 (450 amino acids)
Cellular component (GO): membrane
Molecular function (GO): heparan sulfate 6-sulfotransferase activity
Source: RefSeq, a predicted model, not a curated record